AUGAAUUUUGUGGCAUAUGUGAAUCAAUAUGACUUUGUCUACAAUUUGUAUUAUAAAUUUCUUUUGUCAUUUAAAAAAGAAAACGGCACAUUUUCCUUAUUUCAGGGAUAUUCGGUUCGUACCGCACAACCAUCUAACAACAGCUUACAAGGAAAACUGAAGAACCUUGACAAGUCUCUUCGAUUGGCUACUAUCGGACAAAUGUAUGUCACUGUAAACACAUAUGCUUUGAAGGAAAGACUUGUCUUUGACCGAACAGAUAUAACGCUUCUUUGUCAGAUAAAAAAUUUGGUUCAUGAUAAUAUCAAUCCGUUUAUCGGCGUUUGUGCUGAAAAAAAUUCGGAGCUUUAUGUAAUGUGGAGGCACUGUUUUCGCAGUACUCUUGCUGACUUUAUUUUUGAAAACGAAGUACAAGCUGAAAGCACUGGCCUAAGCAGAUCUGCUCGUUUUGAAGAUGAUUUUAGAAGCUCUUUUGUCAGGGACAUUAUUAGAGGUCUUGAUUAUCUUCAUUCUUCAUCGGUCGGGUAUCACGGAUCAUUAACGACGAAUCAUUGUCUGAUCAAUAACCACUGGAUAUUGAAACUAUCUGGUUUUGGUCUGUUGAGAUUGGUCUACAAAUGGAAGAAAAAUGGUACACUCGAAACAGUUGAUCAUUCUCCAAUUAUAAAGAAUUCGGAGAUAUAUUAUUUUGCACCUGAAUUAUUGAAGUGGUUGAGAACGUCGAAAAGUUCAAGUUUACUUAUCACCAAUGUACAAGGUCAAGCUGCUGAUAUGUAUGCAUUUGGGAUUAUUCUCUAUGAAAUGCUCUUUCAUAAACGUUUUGCUGUAAUCAACGAACGUCAUCGAGACAAGAACUGCGACAAGGAGAUUAAAUUUUUUUUAGAAGAGUACGAAGAUAUGGAAAAUGGAAUCUUUGAUGAAACAGCUCAGACACUUAUUCCCACCUACUUGAGCCUGCCAAGUGCUGAAAACAUACAUCCUAACCUUCUUGAGCUGGUUACCAAAUGCUGCAGCAAAACACCGGAACUACGUCCUGACGCAAUACUAACUCGAAAAAUUACUGAUGCUACAUUAAAAAAGACUGGAAGUCUGGUAGAUCAGAUGAUUCGAAACUUGGAAGAGUACACAAACAACCUUGAAGUGAUGGUCGAGCAACGUACAAAACAACUAGAAGAAGAACAACAACAUGCUGAACGAUUGUUGCUUGAGCUGUUACCUAGGUCCGUAGCGAUGGAAUUGAGAGUGGGCCACAAAGUUUCGGCAAAAGUGUACAACUCAGUUACAAUAAUGUACUCUGAUAUUGUUGGUUUUACUUCACUGUGUAGCGAAAGUCUUCCAAUGGAAGUUGUUCGCUUGUUAAACGGAAUCUUUAGGAGAUUUGACAUGAUAAUCUCAAAAAAUCAUUGUUACAAAGUGGAAACUAUCGGCGACGCUUAUAUGGUAUCAGCUGGAAUUCCUGAAGAACAAGAACAUCACGCAUCUCAAAUAGCAAUGACAGCAUUGGAAAUGCGAGAGAAACAUAAACCACAAGUUUUGCUCCGUUACCUUCUCUUAGAUUAUUACUUUGUAAAAUCAGUAGCCAAAGGCGACUUGGUGCAUUUUUAG
Molecule: messenger RNA, 1605 nt
Organism: Enterobius vermicularis (human pinworm)
Lineage: Eukaryota; Metazoa; Nematoda; Chromadorea; Rhabditida; Oxyuridae
Source: the annotation of a GenBank genome assembly